Molecule: messenger RNA, 1351 nt
Organism: Halichondria panicea
Lineage: Eukaryota; Metazoa; Porifera; Demospongiae; Suberitida; Halichondriidae
Product: SWI/SNF-related matrix-associated actin-dependent regulator of chromatin subfamily E member 1-like
Exons: 9
Coding region: 90-1232 (380 amino acids)
Biological process (GO): negative regulation of DNA-templated transcription
Cellular component (GO): SWI/SNF complex
Molecular function (GO): nuclear receptor binding; nucleosomal DNA binding
Source: RefSeq, a predicted model, not a curated record
AUUUGCAAUUUGACGAUCGCUACCUGUUUUGUGGGUUGAGAGUGCUUUUCUCUUUGCUUUCGACUUCAACGGUGCAUUACUGUUGAAUCAUGGCCGGUAUGCGACCACCUGGUGGUAUGGGGAUGGGGGGGUUUCCUCCAAGCUACUAUGGACAACAUCCAGCUGCAGGUGGUCAUUUCCGUCCUCCUGGGUAUCCACAAAUGCCGUCCUCGAAUCCAUCAUUUCAGAGUAUGACAAACCAUUGGAACAUAUCAGCGCCCCCUCAACACCCUGGCUAUCACCACCACCCACACACCGUCACAAGUCACAGCUACAUGAGCGGGGGAGUGUCUACCCCACCCAAUGUGGGGGGCCCACCAGCAGUGAUGGGUUACAUGCCCUCUGGCAUGUCAAAACAAAAGCACACUCCUCAAGCUUCAAAUGCUAGCAGCGGACAGUAUGGGCAACCUGGAGUGCAGCAGCCCAAGGCCCCUGAGAAGCCCCUCCUACCCUACAUGAGGUACAGUCGCAAGAUGUGGGAGCAGCUCAAGUCUGAGGGGCGGAGAGUGUGGGAGGUUGGUAAGAUCAUUGGUCAGAAGUGGCGUGAGCUCUCAGAGGAAGAGAAGCAACCUUUCAACGAUGAGUACGAGGCAGAUAAGGCCAGAUACAAUGAGCAGCUGAAGGUUUAUCGAAACUCGGUAGCCUAUAGACGAUGGCAAGAAGCAAAACAACAAGCUGAGACUGCAGCUCGUGAGGCGGCCAAUCGAGAAGCAGCUGGUCUGAGUGAAUACGGCCCCCCACCCCCUGCUGUGAUUGCCCCACCCAGACAGAACAGUGCUGAGGCUAGGCUGCAGAUGAUGCAGCAAGAAGAAGAUGAUGAAGAUGAGUACAUCACCAAGAAGCAGUUGGCAGCAAUACGUUUCCACAGAAACCAUCGUCUGAUGCUGGAGAUCUUCGGUGACACAAAAAUCCCCGACACACGUUCUGUUGUGACCAAUUCACGACUGGUGGUCCUACGCAAGCAGGUCAACUCCCUUCUCCUGCAUCAGAGGAAACUGGAGUCCGAGAUCAAGGGAUUUGAUGAUGUCUACAAGGCGAAGAAAAGAGCAUGCUUGGACAACUCUGAGAAGUUCAGAAGAGAGCUAAAGAGGCUUCACGAAACCCCACCCACAAGUUGGAAGAAACCAGCGCUGUCUCUAGCCUCAAAGGAUUUGCCAGAGCCAGUGUCAGAUCCAAAGUAUAAGACAUUGUGAAAGCAAGAACAUUCUCAAUCAUUAAUAUAACACUGUUGAGCUUCACUAGCAUCAAAGAUCACUUUUGAUUUUGUGAUGUCAUUGAGCUGUAAUUGCCAUGCGCAUUGAUUGGAUUACAA